Pseudomassariella vexata is the source of this 477-nucleotide messenger RNA. Its product is annotated as Mss4-like protein. Bases 1 to 477 code for a protein of 158 amino acids. The transcript has a single exon. The record is from RefSeq and is a predicted model, not a curated record. NCBI's taxonomy places the organism in Eukaryota, Fungi, Ascomycota, Sordariomycetes, Amphisphaeriales, Pseudomassariaceae. Gene Ontology annotation, molecular function: carbon-sulfur lyase activity.
AUGGACGUUAAAUGCGAAUGCGGCCGGGUCGCCUUCCCAACCCCACAACCAAAGCCCUGGCAUGUGGUCGUCUGUCACUGUGACGCAUGCAAGCGUACCACGGGCUCAACCUUUCGCGUCAGCGCCAUCUUCAAGACAGAGCUCGGCUCAGGAUCAGACAUUUUGCUGAACGGCAGCAACGAAAACCAGGAAAGUCUGGUCCGCAAAGCUCCCCGGGCGGCCGAGAGCGGUAGUGUCGUCGAGCGCUUGUUCUGCACUGCAUGCGGUGUCUCGGUAGCGGGCCGUCGGUUGGUGGAUCAUGAACCGGCGAGCGGGGAGUGGCUCAGUAUACCGGCGGCGUGCAUCGACGGGUUUGACUGGGAUUGUCUGCAGGACAAGGACUUAGUUUCGCAUUUUUGGACUUCGCGCGCGGUCGGGAAGCUCAGACUGCCGGAGGGGAUGCAGCAGUUUGCGCAGAAUCCCCCGCAUAUUGCUUGA